Molecule: messenger RNA, 1242 nt
Organism: Tilletiaria anomala UBC 951
Lineage: Eukaryota; Fungi; Basidiomycota; Exobasidiomycetes; Georgefischeriales; Tilletiariaceae
Exons: 2
Coding region: 1-1242 (413 amino acids)
Biological process (GO): regulation of transcription by RNA polymerase II
Cellular component (GO): nucleus
Molecular function (GO): DNA-binding transcription activator activity, RNA polymerase II-specific; RNA polymerase II transcription regulatory region sequence-specific DNA binding
Source: RefSeq, a predicted model, not a curated record
AUGCAGUCUGUAGACGUGAACCACAACAUCCCCCCUAGGUCCCUUGCAAGGGAUGAUUCGACCUUCUCCCUGAAAUCUGCCUCCUCACUUUUCACCGAAUUUGACGCCAGCACCACUCAGAUGACCAGUGCUUCGUCCCGCAUGCCCUCGCCCGCUUUUGGCGACGACAGCGAUGCAGCCAGCCCCGCGCUGAGCGACUCGCUGUCCUUUGACCUCGAUUUCGAAGAGCUCAUUGAAGCGAACGACGCGUCGGGGGACACGGCGGCUGACGGUGACGCGUUUAUGUUUGCCAACGACAAUACUGAAGCCAAGGACGAUGACCUUGAACAGUUCAAUGCUCUCGCGCAGAUUGUCGCCGACUACGGUCUUGCCACGCUCACAGCACUUGAUCACACUGGCGAUUCAGCUGUUUUCGACGUUGUUGCCGAUGGCAUAAUUGGACACCAUAGCAAAAGCGCCAUGGAGAUGGUCUUUUCGCCGUCCAAUCUUGUGGUCGGACAGGCGCUCAUUGACCGCGUCGGUCUUCCGCCCAUGUCCAAUGCGACAGUCCCGUCAAUGCCCCAGCAGACGGGUGCCACUUCGGAGCUGCUUCGCAUUCUGACCAACUCCGCUAUCGCGCAAGCAGCCCUGGGCAACAGUAUCGUUGCCGCGCCCACACCAGCACCCGCCGCUGAUGCACCGCCUGCCACCGCUAGCCCUGCUGAGUUGUCGCUUGUAAGCCCUCUGCCGCAGCCUGUUGUGAUCGACAGCAAGUCUCCGGUGGCCGUUUCUGCUGCAGUUCAAACUUCCACCGCAGACACGGAGGCCGACACGAGUAGCAAUGUCCGCCAGACGAGCAAGCGUAAGCGUGUUGCGGAUCCCAAUGCGCUUCUACCGCUUGAUGCGCCGAUCCAGCCGCGUCAAUACAAGGGUGCCUCGGCCACGUCGCGUAAGCCCUUGCCUGGCGUCGACCCGCAGGCUGCCUCCGACGCUGCCGUUCAGGCUCCUGCUCCAAAGAGGGGCAAGCGCGCGUCGUGUGCAGCAUCUUUAGCGGAUAGCGCCCCCCCGGUCGUCAGCGCUCAGCUGGCCAAGCGCAUGAGCAACACACUCGCCGCACGUCGCUCGAGGCAUCGCAAGGCUGAGGAGCUCAAGCAGCUGCACGACACGAUUGAAGACCUCACGGCACAAGUUGAAGAGUGGAAGAGGAAGUACGAGGAGAUGAAGUGGGAGAAUGAGCGACUCGGUAAACACAGUAACAACUAG